AUGCUCGUGACAUACUGGAUUGGACUGGGAACCUCCACUGGGGCUGUUUCCAGAAUUCGCUCAUAUGUACAACCAGCCACUAUCGGGGAUCUAGAUUCCGAAAUUGAGGUCAUCCCUGAGGACUGGUCUCAGCAGGGUGGUAUUGAUAUAACUGGCCUUUCGGCAUCUUACGAGUAUGCCCUUGGAGACUUCUUUGAUUUCUUUGGAUAUAUGCUAAGUAGUUUCUCUAUUGCACACAAACUGCAUGAAAUUCUAGACUUUGAUAAAUUUGACUUCAUGGAAAACGGCAAAAUUGUGGAGUUCGAUACACCCAAGGCGCUUUUGUCGAAAGAGGGCACGGUUUUAGGGCUUGGUUGA
Penicillium coprophilum is the source of this 357-nucleotide messenger RNA. RefSeq lists its product as uncharacterized. The transcript has a single exon. Bases 1 to 357 code for a protein of 118 amino acids. The record is from RefSeq and is a predicted model, not a curated record. NCBI's taxonomy places the organism in Eukaryota, Fungi, Ascomycota, Eurotiomycetes, Eurotiales, Aspergillaceae.